CGGGGACCCCGGGCUGCGGCCACUCGGCCCGGAGGCCCCCCGCGCCCUCGGCCCCAGCGCAGAUGCGAACCCGCGCUCUCAAUCCCGAGGCGAGGCUCCAAGGUCCUACAGGUAUGGAUCUCUGGAAGCUGCUGUUGACCUUGGCAGUGGCUGGCUCAAGUGAUGCUUUUUCUGGGAGUGAAGCCAUACCAGCUAUCCUUGACAGAGCAUCCCAGAGUCUACAAAGAGUUAAUCCUGGCCCAAUGACAAACUCUUCGGGGAGGCCCCAGUUCACCAAGUGCCGUUCACCUGAACUAGAGACGUUUUCAUGCUACUGGACAGACGGGGUGCAUCACGGUUUCGGGAGCCCAGGCGCCGUGCAGCUGUUUUACAUUAGAAGGAACACUCAAGAAUGGACUCAAGAAUGGAAAGAAUGCCCUGAUUACGUCUCUGCGGGAGAAAACAGCUGUUACUUUAACACAUCGUAUACCUCCAUCUGGGUGCCCUACUGCAUCAAGCUCACUAACAAUGGUGGUACUGUGGAUCAAAAGUGCUUCUCUGUUGAGGAAAUAGUACAACCAGAUCCACCCACCAGCCUCAACUGGACUUUGCUGAACACCAGCCUGACGGGGAUUCACGCGGAUAUCCAGGUGAGAUGGGAGCCACCAUCCAACGCAGAUGUUCAGAAAGGCUGGAUCGUCCUGGAGUACGAGCUGCAAUACAAAGAGAUAAACGAGACCCAGUGGAAAAUGAUGGACCCUGUGUUGUCAACAUCCGUUCCAGUGUACUCACUGAGACUGGAUAAAGAGUAUGAAGUGCGCGUGAGAUGCAGACAACGAAACUCAGAAAAGUAUGGCGAGUUCAGUGAGGUACUCUAUGUGACACUUCCUCAGAUGAGCCCAGUGCCCUGUGAAGAAGAUUUCCAGUUUCCGUGGUUCUUAAUUAUUAUUUUUGGAAUGUUUGGGCUGACGGUGAUAUUUUUAUUCAUGUUUUCUAAGCAGCAGAGGAUUAAGAUGCUGAUUCUGCCCCCAGUUCCAGUUCCAAAGAUUAAAGGAAUUGAUCCAGGUCUCUUCAAGGAAGGAAAGUUAGAAGAGGUGAACACAAUCUUAGCCAUCCAUGACAACUACAAGCCUGAGUUCUACAAUGAUGACUCCUGGGUUGAAUUCAUUGAGCUAGACAUUGACGACCCUGAUGAGAAGACUGAAGGGUCGGACACAGACAGACUCCUCAGCCAUGACCAUGAGAAACUACUUAACAUCCUGGGGGCGAAGGAUGACGACUCCGGCCGUACCAGCUGUUAUGACCCUGACAUUCUGGAGGCUGAUCUCCAUGCCAGUGACGUGGGUGACGCUACCUCAGAGGUUGCUCAGCCACAGAGGUUAAAAGGGGAAGCAGAUCUCUUGUGCCUUGACAUGAAGAAUCAAAACAACCCACCUUGUAGGGAUGCGCCCCCUGCGGCUCAGGAGCCCGGUGUUCUCCUGGCAGAGGAAAGCAAAGCAAGACCACUUCUUCUCGGUGACACCGAGGCAACGCACCACGCUGCCCACGCUCCGCUCCACAGUCCGAGUCCACUGGCCAACAUUGACUUUUACGCCCAGGUGAGCGACAUCACACCGGCAGGGAGUGUGGUCCUGUCCCCGGGCCAGAAGAGUAAGGCAGGGACAGCCCAGGGCGACGCGCACCCAGAGGUGGUCCCCUGCCAAGCCAACUUCAUCACGGACAGCGCCUACUUCUGCGAGGCAGACGCCAAAAAGUGCAUCCCGGUGGCCCCUCACGUGGAGGUGGCAGCGCGUGGAGAGCCAAGCUUUAACCAGGAAGACAUUUACAUCACCACGGAAAGCCUUACCACUACUGCCCGGAGGUCUGGGACAGCGGGGCCGGCCCCAGGCCCGGCGAUGCCCGUCCCUGACUAUACCUCCAUCCAUCUAGUCCAGUCUCCGCAGGGCCUGGUCCUCAACGCCACUGCCUUGCCCCGGCCCGACAAGGAGUUCCUCUCGGCGUGCGGCUAUGUGAGCACAGACCAGCUCAACAACAUCAUGCCGUAGCCUUUGAUUUCCCCCGAGCUAAGUAUUUCAUGGCCAAGAGAGGGCCGGGGCAUAAAUGCUUAAACCAAAACCAUGUUUAAAGCUUCUGGGGCGGUGGGGGGGUUCCGGGGGGGGAGAGUGUGGAUUCUAAAUGCCUUUUCCUGAAAUGUUGAAACGUGAUAUUAAAAAAAGAAGAAGAAAAACACUUAAUGAGAUAGAUAUUCCCCUUGUGAAUUGUAAAUACUUCUCAAGAUUCGUCUCCAAGACUGUUUCGUGGCAGUGAUCGUCUUGUUGUUGUGGGUGUUCAUUCUGUGAUGCUGAGCUUCGAGUGGCUGUGUCGUUUAAUGUCACGUGAAUCAUGCUUGCUUUUGAAAAAGUGACAAAUCAGGUGGCUUCUGCAGUUCGGGAAACUCGAAUGCGAAUGAAAGCACAGGCUACCUUUUUUACAUGAUUGGGAGCUAACAUUAUAAGUAAGAGAACAAAAAAAGAUAGUUUGGAUAUGGAAAUUUUAUUUUGACAUAAAACUGAUGAAGAUAUUUUUAGUAAUUUACACUUCAAGCAUGGCUGUUUUUUACGACACUGCCCGCUGUGUCCUGAAGGUCACGGGGACCCAUCUGAAGAAUGUAGCGGCUACAGUCUGAAGCCGACCCAAUGCUUUGGUCCACGCACCUAAUGAAAACAAAUCGACAAGUCCGUUUCUUUACCAAGCCCUUUUGAUACCUCCCCAAACUCCUUGAACACUUCUACAGUGAUUGCAGUUACCCACGUGAUGGGAACAUGCUGGUCUUCGCUGAAUUUUUAAACAAAUACGUGUUCCUGUAGAAAACUUGAAAAUGUUUGCACAGGCCACCUUACCGUGAACCAAAAAAAAACACAAACAAACAGAAACCCCUCCCUUUCCCAAAUUCCGGUUCGUGUCGGAGCACUCCGUAGUAGAAGUAGGACUUAGAGCCGGUCCACACCGAGGAGGGGGAAGAAAACCCUAGCAUCUGGGCAGCGGGCUGCCCUCAGGCACAGCUGGGUUUUCGUCCCCGGGUACCUACGAAGGGAAGAGGUACGGGAAGCACUUUGUAAGUCGAAGCAGGUCGCAAUGAAGCCCACCGCAUCCUGGGGUGAGAAGUGUGAGAAAUAGGUGUUUGUUUCACAGACGAUAGCCAGACACAUCCUCAUUAUUUAUGUGAACGAGAAACAAGGUGUUAAAUCCCCACAGAGAACCCCCAGCUUAUUCGAGCCAAACGCAGAAACCGCCUUCCUCACCAAACCUCGUGUAGGAUUAAUUUAAAAUAGUAAAAGAAGUUUCAUCGUUUUAAUUUCCCCUCUGAGUGCAGUGAUUGGCCUCCUAGCAGGGUGUCUGAAGAAAAGCAAGGGGCCUGAGUAAUUUCUGAAUUAUUGUUCAGUCCCUUAGUAGCCUAAACAUCAUUCUUAGGAGCACUGGGAUGGCUCUCUCAAAACGUUUAUAAAAAAGAGAAGGAUCUUAUCGCAAUGAAGAAUACUUCUCACUUUAAGUAUUUUUUUAAAAGGUGAAUAAAACUUUAAAGUUAGCUUUAACUUCAGUAGUAUUUGCCAUUUAGCUCGGACCUUUUUAGGAAAUAGCCUAAUGGUUGGUAAUUUUAAAUUCCCUCUUUCUCGCAAGGACAGUGAAAAGCUGGAAUUGGGUGUUUAAAGUUCAACAUGUUACUUUGUAAUAGAUGUUUCAUAGAUUUUUCUGCUACCUUGCUGCUAUGGUUUUCGAUAAGAGCUACAUAAUUUAGUUUCAUAUAAAUUUCAUGGACGUAGAACCUAAUUCAACUUAAAACUGUGUGUUUGGGAAAACUAUCUUGCUAUUUCACAAUAGGCUGACAACAUUUCUAUCGCCAAAAAUAGCUAAAUACCUCAAUCAGUCUCAGAAUGUCGUUUUGGUACUUUGCUGGCCACACAAGCCAUUAUUCACUAGUAUGACUAGUUGUGUCCUGCAGUUUAUAUUUAACUUUCUUUAUGUCUGUGGAUUAUUUUCCUUCAAAGUUGAAUAAAUUUAUUUUCUUGGA
This is a messenger RNA of Eptesicus fuscus (big brown bat), 4027 nucleotides long. RefSeq names its product growth hormone receptor (gene GHR). Gene Ontology annotation, cellular component: cytosol; growth hormone receptor complex; external side of plasma membrane. Gene Ontology annotation, biological process: cytokine-mediated signaling pathway; positive regulation of receptor signaling pathway via JAK-STAT; growth hormone receptor signaling pathway. Gene Ontology annotation, molecular function: cytokine binding; growth factor binding; peptide hormone binding. Lineage: Eukaryota; Metazoa; Chordata; Mammalia; Chiroptera; Vespertilionidae. The coding region runs from base 63 to 2024 and encodes 653 amino acids. The transcript is spliced from 10 exons. The record is from RefSeq and is a predicted model, not a curated record.